Molecule: messenger RNA, 1482 nt
Organism: Drosophila busckii
Lineage: Eukaryota; Metazoa; Arthropoda; Insecta; Diptera; Drosophilidae
Gene: Rpt2
Product: 26S proteasome regulatory subunit 4
Exons: 2
Coding region: 88-1407 (439 amino acids)
Biological process (GO): proteasome-mediated ubiquitin-dependent protein catabolic process
Cellular component (GO): proteasome regulatory particle, base subcomplex
Molecular function (GO): ATP binding; ATP hydrolysis activity; proteasome-activating activity
Source: RefSeq, a predicted model, not a curated record
CUUCGCGUUGGUUAUGACUAGUAAAAAUUAGUUUGUUGCCGACAAUUACAUUUAUAUUCACAAGAAAUCUGAAAGUAGAUACGUAAAAUGGGUCAAAACCAAUCAGCGCAAGGUGGAGCUGGAGACAAGAAGGAUGACAAAGACAAAAAGAAGAAGUAUGAGCCACCAAUUCCAACUCGCGUUGGCAAAAAGAAGCGUCGCGCAAAGGGUCCCGAUGCAGCCAUGAAGCUGCCGUUGGUUACUCCGCACACGCGCUGUCGCCUUAAGCUGCUCAAGCUGGAACGCAUCAAGGACUAUUUAAUGAUGGAGGAUGAAUUUAUACGCAACCAGGAACGAUUAAAGCCACAGGAUGAAAAGAACGAGGAGGAGCGCUCCAAGGUAGAUGAUCUGCGUGGUACACCUAUGUCCGUAGGCAACUUGGAGGAGAUUAUUGAUGACAAUCAUGCUAUUGUGUCAACAUCUGUUGGAUCGGAGCACUAUGUUAGCAUAUUAUCCUUUGUGGACAAGGAUCAACUAGAGCCUGGUUGCUCUGUGCUAUUAAAUCACAAAGUACAUGCAGUGGUGGGUGUGCUUAGUGAUGAUACAGAUCCCAUGGUUACUGUGAUGAAGCUGGAAAAGGCGCCCCAAGAAACCUAUGCAGAUAUAGGUGGUUUGGAUACGCAAAUACAGGAAAUUAAAGAGUCAGUUGAACUGCCACUAACUCAUCCGGAAUACUACGAAGAAAUGGGCAUUAAGCCACCAAAGGGUGUCAUACUCUAUGGUCCGCCAGGCACUGGUAAGACACUGCUGGCCAAGGCCGUGGCCAAUCAAACUUCAGCCACUUUCUUGCGUGUUGUGGGCUCCGAACUUAUUCAAAAGUAUCUUGGUGAUGGUCCCAAGCUUGUACGUGAGCUUUUCCGCGUCGCCGAAGAACAUGCUCCUUCCAUUGUGUUUAUUGAUGAAAUUGAUGCCGUGGGUACAAAGCGCUAUGACUCCAACUCUGGUGGCGAGCGUGAAAUACAGCGUACUAUGUUGGAGUUGCUUAACCAGUUGGAUGGCUUCGAUUCACGCGGUGAUGUUAAGGUCAUUAUGGCUACAAAUCGUAUUGAGACACUCGAUCCAGCUUUGAUACGUCCGGGACGUAUUGAUCGUAAAAUCGAGUUCCCACUGCCAGAUGAGAAGACCAAGCGACGCAUUUUCACCAUACACACAUCCCGCAUGACCUUGGCCACAGAUGUGAAUCUAAAUGAACUGAUUAUGGCCAAGGAUGAUUUGUCUGGCGCUGACAUUAAGGCCAUUUGCACAGAGGCCGGUUUGAUGGCGCUGCGUGAGCGCCGCAUGAAGGUCACUAACGAAGAUUUCAAGAAGUCCAAGGAGAGCGUUUUGUACCGCAAGAAAGAAGGCACGCCGGAAGGAUUGUAUUUAUAAGUCUGUCUAUUUUCAGUUAAUAUUUGUAAUUCCUAAUCACAUACAUACGCAUUAAAGCCAAGUUAAUACCGAUAA